This is a messenger RNA of Ostertagia ostertagi, 408 nucleotides long. NCBI's taxonomy places the organism in Eukaryota, Metazoa, Nematoda, Chromadorea, Rhabditida, Trichostrongylidae. The record is from the annotation of a GenBank genome assembly.
AUGGCGCCACCUGCUAUCUAUGGCGAACCAAAGAUUCGAACGGCGGAUAAUGGAUCGGUGUUUCUUGAGGUAGUUGUCACUGGAGUUGACCCAGCCAAAACAAAAUGGAUGUUGGGCGAGAAGCAACUGGAGCAAAACGAAAGAUAUCACUUCAGCUUUUCCGAUGAAGGAGGCAACAGGAAAAAGUUAGCUUGCGAAAUCAAGAAUUUUGAUAAGGAACUUGCUGGAGAAUAUAAGGCCACAUUUUAUUCGGCCGACGGUGAAAACGCCGCCACAUUCACAGUCACCGCAGGAAACGCACCUGAUUUCCAUGACAAGCCACACAUUGUUCAACGGGACAAUGGCAACGUGAUUGCUAUCAAAGUUCGAGCAAAAUCAAACUUGGAAAUGAAGGCCGAAUGGUUCAAG